Moneuplotes crassus is the source of this 1133-nucleotide messenger RNA. The record is from the annotation of a GenBank genome assembly. NCBI's taxonomy places the organism in Eukaryota, Ciliophora, Spirotrichea, Euplotida, Euplotidae.
UUUUACCCAAAACUUAAGAUGGAUAGGGAAUUUGAAGAGGUGAAGAAUAGCUGGGUCAACAACCACAAGAGAGAUAGCAAUUCUGAGAAUGAACCUUCACUACCAAAUCUAAGCUAUAUGCAGCACUCGAACAAUAGUGAGGAGGAAGUGCCCUUAGAAAUAUCCGAUUAUGAUAAUUCAUGGGAGGUGAAAUACAUGGAUGACACUAUCCUCAACUGCAACGUCAACAUCACAAAGUACGACUCUAUAAGGGGCUUUACAUUAAUGGCUUUGGGAAUUAUUUGAGCAACAGUCAUGCAUGUGUGAGCAAGAACAGCUUUUGCCAGGAAUCCUGAGCUCACUAAUUUCGAUACAUUUUCAUUCAUAGGCUACAUCCUGCCUAUUUUCUACCUCAUUGCUGCUCGAAUAAAGGGAGUCACAGUGAACUUGUAUUAUUUUGAGGAGAAAAUAGGUUUCAUGAUUCUUUUCAGGACACUUGCAAGUAACUUUAUGCAUAUCUUCCUGUUUGCAGGAUUUAAAUACAUGUCUGAUGCCAAAGGAACCCUGAUAUUCAACCUAAACCCUAUAUUUUGAAUCAUAAUCGCUUUCUUUGUUGUUUCAGAAAGGAUCAAUGCACUGAGUACCGCCGUCAUAAUCGGCUCUUUGUGAGGAAUCUACCUCUUUGGCCUGAACGAGUCUUACUCUGAAACAAUCGGAUUGUUAGGAUACCUUUUGGUCUUUGUGAGUUCAGGAAUUUAUGGCUGAAUACUUGUAUUAAUUAGGCUCUUGAAUAUAAGAGGCGUACAUUAUUUAGUACCUCCUUUCUAUAUUGGAGUAAUGGCGUUGGUAACUACAGGAGUUGUCACGAUCUUUUUCCCAACGCAUAUUAGCAUGGAAUAUGAUAGUAUAGACAUUCUCUAUCUUGGAUUGUAUGGCUUGGCAGCAGCUGGGGCUCAGCUGUGCCUCAAUGCUGCAUUCCAAUACGAGCUUGCAAUAACUUUAUGAUUAUGACAAUAUUUGGAAAGGGUGCUGAUACUCCUAGUGGAUAUCCUUCUAUUUGGUUAUGCCUUCUCCAUAAUUGAUAUAAUGGGAAUUUCUCUGAUAAUUUUAUGAAUAGCAACUCUUAUCAUUGUAAAAAUAAUAUAAUCAAUUCA